ACCUAAAACAGCACAAUAAGGUCUAAGUAUGCUCAGUGACUGACUUCAAGGUGGAGAGGGAUAAAAAACUGGGAGGAGGGAAACUGGAACGGUGUGUCCUGGGAAAGGGAUAGAAACCUGAAGUGGGGCAGGUCACUCCACAACAUUUUGUUGCAUGCUUGACUUAUAUCAUUUCUUUUCAUGCUCCACCAGGUGAUGGAUCACAAAACUGGGCAGGAAGGUAUGGAGCCCAUCAAGCGCACAGAGAUGGUAGAAGUUGAUGGCAUCCCUUUUCUCAAAAACACAGCAGAUAACUGGCAACGCCUUUGGGCCUUCAAAGCUCGGCCCGAUGACCUUCUCAUUUGCACUUACCCCAAAUCAGGGACUACCUGGAUACAGGAAAUUGUGAGCAUGAUCCAGCAUAGAGGAGACCCUCAGAAAUGUGACCAGGUCCCCAUCCAUCAACGGAUUCCCCUCAUAGACCUGUUCCCUCCAAAACAUUUUCCCCGAGGCCAGUUGUCACCCUCUGGUGUUUCAGGCUUGGAACAAGCAGAGACAAUACCUUCUCCGCGCACACUCAGAUCUCACCUCCCAGUCCAGCUGCUGUCUCCUUCCUUCUGGGAACAGAAUUGUAAGAUCAUCUACGUUGCCAGGAACGCCAAGGAUAACGCAGUCUCCUACUUCCAUUUCUACCACAUGAACAAGGGGAUGCCAGAGCCAGGAAACUGGGACGAGUUUCUGGAGAACUUCCUUGCAGGAAAACUUGCCUGGGGCUCUUGGUUUGACCAUGUUUGUGGCUGGUGGGGAGCCAAGGACCGACACCCAAUUCUGUACCUCUUUUAUGAAGACAUGAAAGAGGAUCCGGCCCGGGAAAUCCGGAAAGUAGCCCAAUUUCUGGGCCUACAACUCCCUGAUCCAGUUGUGAACCAGAUUGUGCAGCAUACAAUGUUUGAGAACAUGAAACUAAACCCAAUGACUAACUACAGCUCCGUACCUUCUUUGAUCUUUGACCAAACUGUGUCACCCUUCAUGCGAAAAGGCACCGUAGGAGACUGGAAGGAGCACUUCACAGUGGCACAAAGUGAGCGGUUUGAUGAUGCCUGUGAACGGUUAUUGGAGGGCAGCAACCUGAUCUUCCGCACACAGUUAUAAGAACAUCUCCCUGCUACCAGUUGAGACUUCCUCCCUAACAUUCCUGGAGCGG
Molecule: messenger RNA, 1183 nt
Organism: Podarcis raffonei (Aeolian wall lizard)
Lineage: Eukaryota; Metazoa; Chordata; Lepidosauria; Squamata; Lacertidae
Product: sulfotransferase 1C2-like
Exons: 7
Coding region: 181-1131 (316 amino acids)
Biological process (GO): sulfation
Cellular component (GO): cytoplasm
Molecular function (GO): sulfotransferase activity
Source: RefSeq, a predicted model, not a curated record